AAUGUGUAUCUUUCCUUAGAGGACAUCAGGGCUGUCACUAAAAGGUGGAGAAACCUUAGAGAUACAUUCGGAAAGAAGCUGAGGGAGAUGAAGAAAAGGAGUAGUGCUGGUGCAGCAGAGCCCAGCUUAAAAUGGACAUACUUCAAUCAGAUGCUCUUCCUUCGGGACAUCGUAGAGCCACGCAUGACCACCAGCAACAUCAAACUCGACGUGGAGAAUGAAAACUCAGUGCAAGAGGCCCUGCAAGGCUACGAGGAGGAGCUGGAGGACAGCGCAUCGCAGAUACUUUCUGCCAUCGUCGACGGGCGUGGUGACGACUGCCCUGCGCACUCGGCCUCCUCUCCUCCCACCCACUCCCCGCAUGUCCUUCCUACCUUGCCUUCUCAAUAUGCCUCUCUUCGCCCUCAAGCUUCUGCCUCUGCUCCAUGCCGUUCCCUUCCUUCUCCUCAGUCCGUCUCUGCUGCUUUUGCAGACCCUGCCUCUCCAAACACUCUUUCAGACACAUCACAACCACCCAGACGUAAGAGAACUAUUAAUGACACUGAGCUCAUCCAAGACAUUGGCCGGCAGUUACAGAACAAAGAAACUCCGUCGCAACAAUUCCUACUUUCCCUGUCUAGCCAAUUGGACAAUGUGCCAGAGCACCUCUAUGGCUACUGCCAGAUACAUCUCCUGGAUGUGGUGUUACAGUACCGAAGAGGUGUAAUACCUACUACCCUAAUGCAGGUUCAAGGGCCGCAAAAUAAUGUACUGUAGUAUACACAUUCUCUCGAGUGAAGUUCUUUACCCCAUCAUCACAUGCCCCUGUUGUAUGUCCUUAGGAAUGCUACUUCCCCGUCCUAGAGAGCAGAUUGGGGAGCACUAAAUGCUCCUAUCUCGUCUGCUUUGGAGGACGGGCAAGUAGCAUUCCUAAGGGCAUUUGACAUGUGCAUGUGAGGAUGGGAGGAAAGAAGAUGUACAGAUGUGUCUGUUUGCCCAAUCCUUCGACUUAUCCUUUAUUCUUUGGUUUUACAAGAUAAUCGUAGCAAUCACAAAACACAACCUCUAAGGGACACUUUUGAGUACACCACAACAUAAUGCCUAAGCUUCUUACUAACUUUCAUCGCUCUUACUAACCAAUAAAUCAACCAUGCAACGUCGGAAAUAAUAAAACAGUGCAACCUUAAAAAAAUUUUGUCUUGAGUGCACCACUGGAACACAACUAAGAUAAACAUUGCACAAAUACUCUCAUUUGCACCACUGGAACACAACUAAGAUAACACUGCCCAAAUAUUCUAAUUUUACAUUCCCCUAGACAGAGUUGAGGGAAAAAAAUAAUUUACAGCUUGACAACUUCCAGCCACGAAAUAAGACUGCUCAUGCAGCAAUUUAUUUAUUUUAUUUUGAGUGACCCACCGACAGCCUAACGCAUCCUUUCUGGUGCACUUAUCAAUGAGUUAAUUAGUAGUUAAAUUUUAAACGGGAUAAAAGCUAAAUGUUAGGACAAAACAAUAGUCUCAACACUUUCUAAAUUUAGGCUCUUCAUCAAAAAUAUCAAGACUAACAUUCCCACAAAUCCAUUCUAAAUGGUUAUGCAUCACUUGUAGGUGUGUCAUGGGUGCAGCAUGGUAAAAUUCGGUAGGGUAAAACAAACUAUAAAGUCUACAAGACCUAUGAGGAACCUGCAAGUAGAUGUGACUGAGUAGCUCUGGUGAAUCAAUUACACCAUUUCCAAUCUUGUACAAAUGUGUCAGUCCACGAAUUAUUCUCCUGUUCUGCAACGAGUCUAACUUCACGAGUUCACAAAUCCUCUCAUAACUAUAGAAAUAAUUUGGUUGAAAAUAACGAUGAAACAAAACACAAAUGAAUCUACCUUGAACACUCUUAAUUACACCUGAAUUUUUCACUCCAAUACAGUCCCAGACAACAAACGCAUAUUAAACACGACUACGCACCAGUGAAGAAAACAAACGUAAAAUACAAAGUGGGUUAGAAAAACUCCGUGUCACUCGCGUAAUGGCUACCACCCUAAAGGAAACAUUCACAAUUGUAGUCGCGUGAUGAUUGAAAUUAAUUGCAGGAUCCCUAAAAACGCCUAGAUCACGGAUGACCUCAAUGCGAGUCAUAUCGGUGGAAUCCAAUAAAUAAGGAACACUCGGAAUUUCACACUUCCUAGAAAAGAACAUAACUUUCGCCUUUGACUUAUUUAAGAGUAGGUCAUUGGAAAAACACCACGCCAAAAUAGAAUAUAUAUAACGCUACAGACAUUCGCAAUCGUCAGCAGUUUUAAUCGCCGUAAAUAUCUUAAUGUCAUCGGCAAAUAACAAGAACCACGUGCGGUGUGUUUAAUAUAGGAAGCUAGAUCAUUUAGAAAAAUUAAAAACAGCAAAGGACCAAGGGGGAUGUCUUGAGGAACCCCAGAAGUAGAUAAAAAAAGGAGCAGAUAAUCGGCCGGAUGCUUGCACCAAGUUCAGCAGCUGAAAUAGGUAACUAUCGAGGAAACAACAGUACUAAAGACAAUAGAACAACAGUACAGAACCAAAUAGAAUACAUGUUCCAAGCAAAGUUACAUCAUGAUUAGAUCUAUAGUUGUUGACAGGUUAAGAACACAGAAAAUGCUACACCUCCAGCACACGCUCGUUGCCUUCUGCCGAACUUUGACAACUUAUGAGCUGAAGCAUCAUCAAUGUCCGAAGCGAUGUACCCGAGACGGAGCGUAAAGAUUUUAACCCGUCAUUGAUGAUAGAGCAUAUCUACAUUUCAAUACUAGUAUGGGACAUAAUGACAAUCACCAAUUGUUUCCAGGCUGUGACCCACAGGAGAAAGCUUCUGCCAAAAAUAUGUUUCUUAGAUAUUCUGCGUGCACAAGCAUGUGGUUUUCCAGAAAGAUAUUUAUGCACAAGUAUUCGCACAAACAAAAAAUCUGCAGUGCCUAGCUUGCACCGGAGCCUUUACCACCAUUGAAGACGACUUGUGAGACUAUACACCAAUUUAUUUUUACAAACAACCCGGAGCGCCCCUAGCGGAUGCCACUGGCGCUGCACAUGCACGAUGGAGUGUGGGCAAGAAGCUUGCUGACGCCCAUAAAGAAACCAUUGAAACGCGAUGCUGUUAGCGUCGGUGUGAGUCCCUUUGCCCUUUUUCACGUUCGAAUUGUUGAUUCUACGUCUUCCUGGCAAUGUCCGACUACUUGAGCGGCCUCAGAGAAAUUAACGAGGCUCGUUACACCGCAAAACUUCGCGUGAAUAAUGUGACAUGCAGCAAUUCAUUCCGUGUGGAUGCCGCAGAAUGGACGCUAAAGCCCGACUCGCAUCAUGAGAUUUCGCUCGCAAUUUUCAUUUGCAACGUCGCUCGAGCUGCCAAAGUGUGAACCACAGCCGAGAUGGUCGACGUUGAUACUGAAAAUCGCAAGCAGAAUCGGACCACGUGAAUCAGACAUAACAAGUCGGUGAUGGCCACUGGUAACAACGAUCAACAUCUCAUUGUAUCUACUGUUUACAUCGAGCCUGCUUACCAACCUUCCAACUUAAGUCUUUUGGGGCCUGCACUCGCUUCAUAUCGUAAGCACCGGGCCAACAUUUGGUCUAUGGGCCAAUGUUGUCUAAAAGAGCAGAUGGCAAGCAGAAACGUUUGAAAGAGCAGACGACAGUUCGAACGAUCAGGCGACUGUAUGAAGUUAUAGACGCACUAAACGUAGUCCGCAGGUGGUCUGUACAACUUGACGGCUUUCCGGUGUUCAUGUUGGAACAAAACAAAUAAAUCUGAUGAUAACAAGUAUCCGUGAAUUGAACCCAAAGUGCUUCCCACCCAAGCAAUCGUUGUCCAAUGGCGUCUGGUUUUCCCUUUUUGCGGCACAUAUCCACGUUCUCGGACGAACCGAGCACAUGAAAACUGAGCUUCAAACCUUUCUCGACUCUUUUAAAACAGCCCCAGUCGCGGCGUUUUGAUGAGAAGGCAGGUUUUUGUCUGGUUCCUUUCAAAACAGCGCAGGAAUACAUGUCUCACAUGGAGAGUUCCGCCCACAGCCCGACCGUAAGUGCGCCCAACGCACCACCACCGCGCCGUGACGUAACAGAGAUGAGUUCGUGUAUACACCACAUGCAAAUUAUCAAAUUUUCUCCUGUAGGUCAUAGCCUGGAAAGUGCAGAAUGCUGUACUGGAAUGCUUAACCUGCAAUAGACCAUUUGCUUAUUACCCAAGCAUCAGGGAGAAUGGAGGGAUCGGUGUUCCACGUGCCACACGAGCACGCCUUCCCUGUAUAAAAGAUUCAAAGUAAAUAACCAAAAUAAAGCGUUGACGAGCGCGCAUGCAAGGUGCCAUUUGUUUUAGGUAUUUGGUUUAGAAAAGUUACUACUGCUGAGGCCAGUGCAUGAAGCACCAAUCUCUGCAUUCUCCUUGAUGCUUGGGUAAUAUAGCAAUAGGUCUAUUGGGCCUCUUAGUUAACACUUCAGCACAACAUCUUGCCAGGACACUUUGCCUGCAGCACUGUUGAAGUACAACUUUCACAGAUCCCGCACAUACCGAGCCAUGUCGGCAAAGUUCCGCGCCAGUGUUCGCGCCACCUGCAUUGGUGGCUGAACAAGCAGUUUGCGCCACUCGCUGCCCUGCCUCUCACCAGUCGAAUCUACAAAGUCUGCGUAUCCAGCUGCGCAGUAUGCAUCCUCUCCUGCGUGCUGCUCCAUCAGAAAAUUGUGGAGAACGCAGAGUGCCUUCACAAGGUCCUCGGCAUUCUGUGGGCUCUCCCCUAGUAGUUUUUGCAGAAUCCUC
This is a messenger RNA of Ixodes scapularis (black-legged tick), 4746 nucleotides long. RefSeq lists its product as uncharacterized. NCBI's taxonomy places the organism in Eukaryota, Metazoa, Arthropoda, Arachnida, Ixodida, Ixodidae. Gene Ontology annotation, biological process: regulation of transcription by RNA polymerase II. The record is from RefSeq and is a predicted model, not a curated record. The transcript is spliced from 2 exons. Gene Ontology annotation, cellular component: transcription regulator complex; nucleus. The annotation marks the transcript as partial.